AUGCAGCCAGAAGACAACAGGGAAGCAGCGAAAGAGGAGAGUAAGCCAUUGGUGGAUGACAAAGACGAUAGCAGCAAUCAAGAAGCAUACAGUGAUUCAUACCCAGGUACCGCUGCUGCCGCUGCUGCUACUACAUCUCAAGCUUCAAUGGUAGAUAAUGCUGAUGGAACUUCACAGAUGUCUGCAGGAAUGAAACCUCUUGAAGUAUGUCUUUACCUCCGAGACCAAACUGUAAUACAUGUCCUCCUGGAUGAUGGUCACCUUGCACAAGCUGAUGAUUUAUUUGAAAUUGUCAAAGAAGAGCAGCAGUUACCUUCUAAUGCCAACAAUAUCUUUUCACUUUGGUUAGUCUCACCACUACUAGAACUCCGCCUCAAGAAAACCCACCGUCCAUAUUAUUUGGUACAGCAAUGGCAUGACUUAUGUUUACGACACACAGAUGCUAGAAUGGAUAUUCAGAAAGACAAUCCAAUGUUGAUGUUUCAAAGAAAUGUGUUUUACUCUAAAGAAGAAGAAAUGCAUUUACAAGAUGAAAGUAUGCUAUCAUUAUUAUACCAUGAAGCCCGUUACAAUGUGCUGGAAGGACGUUAUGUUCUGGAUCGGCAAUACUAUGACCGACUUGCCGCCAUCCAAUUUAUUAUAGAAUAUGGACCUGACAGUAAAAACAAAAAUCCACUUCAAAUUUGCAGGAACCAUCCAGAAAGAUACUAUCCAGAUUUUCUCUGUAAGAAGAGAUGGCAGAUUCCAGGUCUUAGGAAUUCUUCACGUCCAGUAUUAGAGUGUCGAUUUGAACAGGAAUUCCAACAAGUGGAUGAAGAAUUUAGGGAUCAAGAAUCAGACAAAGUUUUUCUCUACAAGAAGUAUCUGGAAAUUUUAUGGUCCUACCCUUUUUAUGGGAGUGCAUUCUUCACUGCAAUGGUUGACCGUCCAUCAAGCAGACUACAGAUGUUGCUUGGCUCACAGCCAGUCCAAGUGUGGGUAUGCAUCAACACAGAGGGAUUGUGCAUCAUUGAGAAAGACAAAGACUUUGUUGAUUUGGCUGUCCCUUUCACUGAGAUGUCAUGGCAGCUACAUGAUAAUGACAUUGAUGAAGACAAACUACCUUCAUUAUUCAUACAAUUCUUGGUAAAAGAUGAAGGGGAAAAUGUUACAAAAUUACUAGAAAUUCACUCAAAACAGGCCAAACUGAUGAAUGCUCUUAUAGAUUCUAUGGUUAAAAGAAAACGCAUGGAGCAACCAUAUCACAGGCAUAGUUUACCCAAUUUUGAUUCUGUUGAUGGUGGAAUUUCAGUUACCUUCAGCAAAAAUCUAAACAAAUUGAAACGUCUCAGUUUGGACACUUACACCACCACAGGUGAGAGACUCAGAUCACUACUGAUUUCUUUUGGCUUACUUUCUCUUUCUCCUCUAUUUCAUCCUUUUCUUUCCUUUUUUCUCUUCUCUUCUCCCAAGCUAAUUUUUUUCUUUCACUUUCUUUUUACCUUUUUUCUUCUCAUUUCUAAAUCAACUCUUUCUCCUAAUUUUCACUUUUCCUAUCUUACUAUUUAUUUUCUUUUUCCUCUUUGUUCUCUUUUUUAUCCCUCUCUUUUCUCUAAGACUUUUCUCUUUCUAUGUCUUACUCUUUCUUUCUCUUUCUCUGUGUUUUAUAUCUCUUCAACUCUUUUUUUCCAUUCUCCCUCUUUUGAUUCUUUCUCUCGAAAUCUCUCAUCGUUCUUUCUCUCCACUUCUCUUCUUUGUCUGACCUUCUUUUUCUUUUCUAUUCCGUUCUCUUUUUCCUUUUAUUCUUCUUCAACUCUUUCUCUUUUCUUUAUUUUCUAUUCUCUUUUUCUUUUUUCUCAAACUCUUUUUCUCUUCCUUCUUUUUCCUCUAACUUUCUUUCUCCUUUUAUAUUUUCCUUCUAUUCAAACCUCAGUCUAUUUUUCUUUUCCGUUUUUUCUUUUUAACACUUUCUCUCUCCUUUUUUCUUUUCCUUACUCGCUAACAUAUUCUCUUCUUUUCUCUUUUCUCUUCCGAUUUCUUCCUUUUCUUGCUUUCUCUUCCUAUCUGUAUCGUCUCCCCUUUACAUCUUUCUCUUUCCUUACUCUCCAUCACCUUAUCUUUUUCUCUUUCUAUUUCUCUCAUCUUCUCCUUUACUCUCCUUUCUAUCCUACACGUUUUCUCACUGUCAUUCUUGUCUACCCAUUUCUCCGUCCUCCUUUUCCUGUCUCUCCAACAUGUCCUCUUCUUUUCUCUUCCUAUUUCUAUCAUUCACUUUCUCCUUGCUUUAUCUCUUUUUUCUCUUCCUACCUUUUUCAUAUCCAUCUUUCUCCUUUUUCUUUCUUUCUCUCCAACUCUUUCUAUACUUUUCUGUAUCCUUUUAUUCUUUUUUCUUCCAACACAAUCUCUCUCUCUCUUUUUCUUGUCUCUAUCUUUAUUGCCAUUAUUAUGAAGGCCUUUAUCAUUUUCUUUCUCUUUCCUACCUUCUUUCAUCUUUGCACUUACUUUUUAUUCUUUUCUCUUUUCAUUACGUUCUUCCUCCAUUGUCUUUUUUUUUUCUCUUCUGUGCACAUUUUCUCUCUUGCUCUUUUGUUUUCUUUCUCUUCUAUUUUCCUCUUUCUCUUUCCUAACUUUUCUCUUUCUUUCCUCUCUUUUUCCUUCUUUUCUCUUUUUUCCACUUUUUUUUAUCUCUCUUUCCUUCUUCUUCACUUUUUAUUUUUUUCUCUUUCCUUUUUUCUUUUCCUUUUUUUUCUCCUUUCCGCACUUUUCCUUCUCUCUUCUUUUCCUUUUUCUAUCUUUCCUUUCGACUUAUUCUCUUUUUUGUCUCUUUCUUUUGACCUUUUUAACUUUCCCCUAUUUCUUGUUGUUUUUCUCUUUCAUUUUUCCUGUAUUUUCUUUUUUUUCUUUUCUCCUUUAUCUCUUCUUUUUUUCUCUUGUUUUCAUUUUUCUCUAAUUUUUCUUUCCUCACUUUUCUUUCUGCUUCCAUUUUUCUCUUUUUUUCUUAUUUCCUCCUUUAUUGUCUUUUUUUUGAUUCAUCACUUGCUCUUUCUUUUCUUUCUGUUUCUUUUCUUUUUUUUAUAUUUUUUUCUCUUUCUUUUAUUCUCGCUGGUCCCGUGGCAUAGCAACGUGGACGCGCACGGCGCACGCGGAAAAAUCACAACUCCAUAUAUGGCUGGACUUGUUCAUUCAACUCUCUUUUCGAGUGUUCAGCAAUGCGCACUUCUUUCAUUGGGUGAAAUGAUCUAUCUAUCUAUCUAUCUAUCUAUCUAUCUAUCUAUCUAUCUAUCUAUCUAUCUAUCUAUCUAUCCCUCUCUCUCUCCCUCUCUCUCUAUAUAUAUAUAUAUAUAUAUAUAUAUAUAUAUAUAUAUAUAUAAUUUUUAG
Molecule: messenger RNA, 3357 nt
Organism: Acanthosepion pharaonis
Lineage: Eukaryota; Metazoa; Mollusca; Cephalopoda; Sepiida; Sepiidae
Source: the annotation of a GenBank genome assembly